AUGUCGCUGCUGCUCUUUGUUUAUACGCUACUGCUUAUCGUAGCUUCCUGCUCGGUGUUGGCACUGCAGUCGUUUGAUUCCACUCGAUCCUCUUCGCUGCUGGUGGGCACCGAAUGGAAACUCCAACUGGAUAUUGGCUUGGAACCAGGGACGUGGAUGCCCAAACGAUAUCCCGGUUGGGCCGAAUCGGGAGCACGGCUCGGUUUGCAAGUGGCGGUUCAAUUUACCAAUGCCCCGUCCACGACGGCCGAAAGUUUGGUGGGCCCCUUGACGGAUACCUAUCAAUUAAAAGUGACGUCGCCACCUGCCACCUUUGUUUCCGUCGAUGGACAACAAACCGUCGAAUUUGAAUGGGUGGGUGGCUGGUGCAUCCAAAGACCUCAAAGCGACAUUCGAAACACCGAGGGUGGUUUAGUCAAACCAGAAGGUCUACUGCGCUUUUGGCUUGAUUGCUCAUCGGGUGCCAAACGACAAGACGUACAAGUGUUGCCCGGGACAAGAAUAUUCUUUACCACGGGGGUUUGGGACGAUCCGGUGACCCUCGAGAAACAAGAAAAGGAGUACAACAAAUUAGUAAUGGAAGUUGAUGAACUUGUCCAAGAAACAAAGUCCAACAAGGCAAAGGCAAAGGAUCAGAACAUACUCCAAAAUUUUCAAACGUUUCGACAAAUGGUGGGAGAUUCCAAGAAAUUUGACGGCCUUACCAGGCUACGUGAUGCCUAUUAUCGAGCCUUGCCACCCUUGACCAGCCCCAAGUCUGCCAAUGGAGUGAUCAUGGCACCCAAUGGGUCUUUGGUCAUCAAGGGAAACAAGGAUUGGCUGGCCGGAGAAGAAUUCUUGAUUUUAGGAACCUUCACCACAGCAACCGCAGACGACGAAUAA
Seminavis robusta is the source of this 882-nucleotide messenger RNA. Lineage: Eukaryota; Bacillariophyta; Bacillariophyceae; Naviculales; Naviculaceae. The record is from the annotation of a GenBank genome assembly.